CCGACGCGCACCGGCUCGCCGCAGUCUCGUUCGCGUCCAUAUAACAUAACAAUAUCAUUAUCACACAGUCGUCGAGUCGUCCGAUUUCGGUUUCUUUUCGCUCUCGAUUUCACUCAGUUUCCCAGCUAUCAUCUCACACUGCUGCAGCUGCACAAUCGCCGCGACUUAUCUCCCGCGAUCCGUCACCGAGGCUCGCCAUGCACUCCGGUCCAGCCGCCCACCGGAAACGCCGACACUGACAUCGCACCGACUACUAGACGCGAUAUAACUCACACAUAUUAUUAUUAUUCUAACUGGACGCCAUACCGACACGGACGUUUAGGCCGCCAUGGACUCGGGACUGGCACGGUUCGCCGUGCUCAUAGUGUUGUUCUUCCUGUUGACCGGCGACCUGGCCGGCAUGGUCAAACACGUAUUCGAGGAAUACGGCGGAAAGCAGCACAACAACCAACAUCACCGCCAUCAGCAGCAGCGGAGCCGGCAGCAGUCUCCGGAAAAGUCGGCGGGCGAAGGAAUCGCGCGGUCGCCAAAACCACCGGUUGCUGCGGCGGGCCCUGACGACAUCGGCGCCGAUGGCCCGACGGCGGACGAAGAUCCCGACAUGGAAGCGUUCGCCAAAUCGUAUUCGGCCCGAAUGAAACUGGUCAACACCAUCAAGGAAUCGUGUUUGCCGAAACUUAUUUGCGAGCUGACUGCGUCCACAAACCGCGACUCGCUUACCGAAUCCGAAAGAUACCUGUUGUCGCUCAUUAGAGAAACGACCAUUUCCACUACAGCCGAAGUGACGUCCAAAUAUCAUUUCGCAGCGCACAUGGGCCAACUCAUCAACGGCAUUGACAACACGGGAUGUCACAACUUUUAUCCCGGAUGUCCGUUUCCCGGGCUGCAGGUGAUGCAAAUGAUGAAGAAAGUGAAGAUCUUGUAAAAUAAUAAUAUAAUUUACCUACGUGUGUGACGCCGACGCUGCGACCACAGUCUAGUCCUUAAACCGAUGCAUCUUAAUAAUAAUAUAAUAAUAUUUAUUCCAAGAUACAUGUACGGCUAUACCUAUAACCGCUUCUCGAAACGUAGGUAGACCUGCAGCUGCUGAGCUCGCAUGACCUUUAACGUCUUGUUUCGACUUUAGCGCCACCUGCCGCUGGUGAAAAAUUUAAAAAAAUCAAACAAGUUUUCCGCCCUCGCGAUUCCGGCUUGAGUCAUAAGUCACGUCCACGCCAUCGUCUUCCUUUUUUAUGAUAUCAACGCCGACAGGUCACGCGUAAAAAUUAAUAACAAUAUGUUAUUUUUUUUUUAUCAAUUACAGCCGAUAAUUAUUAUAAUAAUAUAAAAGUAUUAAGACACUACAAUAAAUAUCAUUAUUAUUAUUAUGUGCAUCGUAUAAGGUAUAUUAACAAGUAUUACCUCAAUCAAGCCUAUAUAUAAGUAUGAUAUUAUAGUAUAUUAUACACAAUGUAUAGGCAGUAUAACUGCAGUUACCUAUACACAUCUAUUUAUGUAUUUAACUUAAUAUUAUGUAUAAAUAAAAAAAAUUACAAAAAAUUGUCCAUAAGUACCUACACAGGUAUUAUUAUUGUAUAUGCGUAUCAUCAAUAAUUUUAAUUUAAGUUAAUAUAUUUAUAUGUACACCAGUGUCGUGGUACUUGCGAUGAUGUAAAUAAUAAUAAUAAUAAUAAUAAUAACAAUAAUGAUAAUAAAAUGUACAAAGAAAAAUUAGCAACAAA
Messenger RNA from Acyrthosiphon pisum (pea aphid), 1721 nucleotides. It is a transcript of the gene geko, whose product is annotated as olfaction protein geko. Lineage: Eukaryota; Metazoa; Arthropoda; Insecta; Hemiptera; Aphididae. The record is from RefSeq and is a predicted model, not a curated record. Bases 329 to 925 code for a protein of 198 amino acids. The transcript has 3 exons.